Anastrepha obliqua is the source of this 9144-nucleotide messenger RNA. RefSeq lists its product as uncharacterized. The record is from RefSeq and is a predicted model, not a curated record. The transcript is spliced from 15 exons. Bases 650 to 4684 code for a protein of 1344 amino acids. Lineage: Eukaryota; Metazoa; Arthropoda; Insecta; Diptera; Tephritidae. Gene Ontology annotation, cellular component: sarcolemma; dystrophin-associated glycoprotein complex; dystroglycan complex. Gene Ontology annotation, molecular function: laminin binding; calcium ion binding. Gene Ontology annotation, biological process: muscle attachment; nerve development; axon guidance.
UGGUAUUCGCUUUUAUUAGCUCCGUCGUUUUUUGCGUUCAUUCAAGUGCGAGCUGUGCUCCAACAAUAAAGUUAUCGUAUUUUAUAUGGUUUUGUGAAUCGUGUGUACUGAAAAAUCGAAAACAACAAAUGUAAAAUAUAGAAAAAGGUGAAUAAUAAUUGUAAUGAUCAGUGAAACUUAAUAAAGAGGUUUCAAGUUAAUCGAAUUAAUAUUUUUGUAUUGCCGAAGAAGGCCCUGGAAAAUAAUAAAUAUUAGUGAAAAAUUUAUUUAUAACCGAAUAUUUUACUUAACACCGCUUUCUGAGAUAUACUGUUGGUAAUAAUACAUAAUCAGGAAUUCAUCAUUUAUUAGGAAUCGCAGCGAAAAAGAUAAAAUGAGUAAACCAGCACAUGAGCACAGCUAUAGCAAUAACGAGUUAUUUUAAAUGAAUUUCGAUGCCUACGUCUAAUUCUGGAGGAAAUUUAAAGGGCAGAAAAAAAUUAAAUUUUUUACUAUUAGGUAUUUUUGGCAUAAUUAAUAUUGGCUUACAUAUUGCAUGAGUUGAGCGACCUAAACGACUCCGGUAGACCUUUCGAAACGCACACAUGCAAUAGUGCAACAGCAUCAUAUAAGUUUUGCACACACUGGCGCAUACGGGAGCGUCCAGCAAAUGCCAGACGUAGCUAAGUUCUCAGUUUCUAAAGAGCAGCACCAGCACCAACACCAACACCAGCAUCGACAAUACCACUCAGUAAGCAGCAAUAGUAAAAGUCUGAAUAUGAGUCUGCUGCCAAAAUUUGACUUGGCGUUAUCAAGAAAAUCGACGACGUUUCUGUUGGUGCUGUUCGGUAUCGGCUGCUUGGGAUAUAUACAGGCCGAGCGUGAUUUCAACUUUAACGACUCGCAGGUUCCGCUGCUUGAACCGCGAGAUGACCCUGCUCACACUCAUUACAGCUAUGACCCAUAUUCGGUGGAAGUGUCGAGCUGCCGCUCGGCAAACAGCGAAGUUGUGCUCUCUUUAGUGCUGAAAAAUUACGAUUGGACUGAUUUGAGUGACAAUAAAAAGGAUAAAGUACUUGAAAAAUUAUCCAAGUUCUUUGCCAUACCGAAGGAAUUUAUCGUUAUGGAAUCUGUAACAAAACGUGAACUCAGUGAAAUGCAGAAUGAAUCAAUACGAAGGGGUCAUAAUAAGUGCCAUAAUAAUUAUAAUCGUCCUUUGGGAAGAGUUAGCUUUGUGCUUGGCUGUGGGUCUACAUAUUUCACAAUGAGUGAACCUAUAAACAAACAAAUAGGUGCUCAAAUGAAAGAUGGUUCUAUUGAUAAUAUAACUGGUGAAAAGUUCGGCUGGUGGGUUAUUUGGCGCAAGCACUACAAAACGAGAGUGCAACGCAAUCGGCGCCAAACCGAGGGUUCGGGUGCAGAUGAGGUCGAUGAUGAUUAUGACUAUGGCUACGAUGAUGACGACGAGGACGUCGUGGAAAACGUAACGGAAGUACCAGCUGUCACCACACAUGCGCAUCGUCACCAUCAUGGCGUGGGACAGUCAAAUCUCGAGGAUAAUAAGUUGGACAUGGCAUCGGUGUCAGAAUCAUCGAUAUCAAGUAGCCAAGUCGCCGAUCCGGAGAUCGAUGCCGAAGUCGAUGGCGAGGAAGGAGUUGCUGCUGUGGCAGCUGCGUCGUCCAAUGCCAAGCACUUUACUUCAAACAGCGACUCGAACUUCUUGCUACCGAAUAAAGGAAGUAAUAUAGACGAAGAAAUAGUUGAGAGUGUCUCACAGCUGGAAUCAGUUAUAACUAAAACCAUUGAAAAUACGAAGAAUAUCAAAGAACUCCCUGUUAUAAAGAAGGAAGUUGGCGAAGAUGUUCCUGUCGCUGUGGAAAUUGCAAAGGAAUUGGAUGUUUCGAAUGCACUUGAAGAGCUCGGCCAAUCUAAUAAUUUAGAUAUUAAUAUGAAUUUAAAAGAGGCACAGCCAGGAACCUCAAGUGCUAAUCAUGAAUUUGUAACAAGCAGCAUAGCACAAAUGCCAUUACAUCUUCGCAAUGAAAAUAAAAUUGACAAUGAAAAUUUUACAUUUGGAGCCGCUGCUAACGUUUCUGCUGAAGCCGCUGAAGCCGAUGCUAAAGUAGGUUCACCGUUGGGUGCCUCCAUUAAAAAAAACUUCAAUGAAAUUGAGGAUAUACGCUUGGAUGAUGGCAAUUCAAAUAAAUCGGCACUGGAUCCCACUAACGCAUCGGUUCUAAACGAGCUGGAAGUAAUUGAAUCAAUUUCACCAUCUGGUGUAGAUGUGGGCACCUUGUCAUCGGUAGCUAUUACUUUAGAAUCGUUUGCACCCAGCACUACCACCAUAAUGAAUCCUAUUGUUCUUGAAAUGGCAAAAGCCGAGACGACUUCUUUGCUGCCACCAGCUUUACACACGCUUUCAAUAAAUGUUGGCAACACAGCUUCAACAACACUUGCACCCGUCCAAUCAGCCAAUGCUGUUGCGACUUCAUUAUCCGCAUUACCGUCAUCAUCCGUUUCUUAUCCUUCCUCGCCUUCAUCAUCAUUCUCGGUAUCCUCCUCUACCGUGUCAACUACGCCAUCGUUCUCUUCGUCAUUCGCGCCUCCCUCCAUAUCAUCAACAACCUCAGCUUCAUUAACGACAACGACACCAUCCAUCACCUCACCACAGUUUACGAAGGAUGAUAAUGAGACGAGCACGAUGACUCCUGGGCAAGACUCCAGUCAGACGGCGUCCACUACACCUGCUGCUUCCUCUCCCACCACUUUGCUAACUUCGCCAACAAUCUCACCUGUAACAGUAAGCAGUGACACCGUUUCUCCCGCAGUCAGCUCCACCGAUUAUGCAGAACCCAAAAUGGAAAAUACGCCGCCGAUGAUUCGCACCCGCUUGCAGAAGUUCGCUGUGACAUCAGGCAAAGCGUUUUCAUAUUCAGUGCCACAGGACACCUUCUACGAUACAGAGGAUUUAACAAAUCUACGCUUAGAUUUGACGGACAAGGAUGGACGAGAAUUGAAGGCGUCGUCGUGGCUACAGUUUAAUCCCGAAACGCAUGUGCUUUAUGGACUACCAUUGGACGACUCUGUAUCCAAAUGGCAAUAUAGGCUAUCCGCAACGGAUUCUGGCAACGAUUCGGUGACGGAGACACUUGAGAUCUCUGUGCAGCAGCAUCGCGGUGUGCGCACUGUCAACCACGAGAUAAGCAUUACUGUGAAGAUGAAUGAGAAAAAUAUGCACAACAUUGAUUGGCAGCUAAAAUUAAUGCGCGACGUGGCCUCAACAUUGGGCGACGAAAACACUAACUGGAUUGUUGUGCGGGAGAUUCGUCCAAUGCCGCAGGAUCCGAAUACGGCCACUUUUGUGUAUUUUAACGAAACUUUCCCGACCAGCGAGUGCCCAGAAGCAGAACUCAAUAAGCUGGUGAAGCGCUUAGAUGCUAGUCGUCUAAGUGAUUUGGUUUAUCCCACACUGAGUGUCAAGUCCAUAACUGGACAGCUGAUUGGUGCUUGCCAAAAGUCUCAUAUUAUUAAGCCGAAACCCACGACUCAUAUAGCGACAAAUGUACCGCCACUGCCCCGAAAUCAAGUGGAUCGAGUAAAUGCUACUGUUGGUCAUUUACUUGUUUUCAAAGUUCCGAGCGAUACAUUCUACGACCCGAACGAUAAUGAGCAUCUGACGUUGACACUGAAAACAAAGGAUCACAAGGAACUAAAUCCGCGACAUUGGUUGCAGUUCGAUUCGAAGAAUCAAGAGUUCUAUGGCAUACCAAGAAGUGGUGAUGCUGGUUCAGAGGAAUACUUGUUGGUCGCCCAAGAUGCUGGUGGGCUAAGCGCAACGGAUGCGCUAGUCGUGGUAGUAAACCAUGCACCCAAAAGAGAAUUCAGCAUCUACUUCAAAGCGUACCUGGCCAUCCGGCAUGAGCAGUUCAAUGCUGAUCUUCAGCGGAAAUUUGUGGAGCGCAUUUCUCAGUUGUUUGGUGAUUCAACUACACAAUAUGUCCAAAUACGGUCGGUGACACCACACCUUGACUCAGACAGCACCAUUGUUAGCUUCUACAAUACGAGUUUGUACAAAUCCCACAAUCGUUGCCCUGAGGAGGAAAUUGAAGCAGUUCGCAGUGUAUAUUUGGUCAAGGAUCACAUGGUUCGUGAUCAUGUGAAGAAGGUUCUUGGACCCGAAUUAAAUCUCACCAAUAUGCAAGCGUUACCAUUAGGCUUGUGUCACCCUCAAACUGACGAUAUACAUCGCGGCCAUGUACCUAUGAAGCCCGAUCAGCCAACUCUGAAAUCCAGCUUCAGUGAAGAGUAUAUGUACACGAUCAUACUUCCGGCUGUGAUUAUAAUUAGUAUGAUUAUAAUCGCUUUGCUUAUUGCGUGUUGUCUGCAUCGCCGCCGUCGUAAGAGCGGCAAAAUGGAGCUGGGGGAUGAGGAGGAGCGCAGAUCCUUCCGUAAGAAAAAUAUUCCUGUUAUUUUCCAAGAUGAAUUGGACGAAAAACCCGAAAUUGGCAACAAGAGCCCAAUCAUACUUAAGGACGAGAAGCCACCAUUGUUGCCACCAUCCUACAACACCUCCAAUAUGAAUGGCGAUAACGAUGUAGAUGAAUAUGUGCCACCGCCAGCUGUUGUAGUCGGAGGUCGCGAAGCGCGAGGGAAAUCACCAGCUACGCCAUCCUACCGGAAACCGCCACCAUAUGUUUCGCCAUAAAAAUGUUAAAUAAGUGUCAAACCUUAACGGAGAGGAAAAGCAUAAGUCAAUGCCUGAGAAGUUUAAUUUUACUGCUGCAGCUAAACUUGAAUACUUGGAAACUUUACUACUUAAUUCACUACUUAUACAUUUUUAAGUUACAUAAUGUUGCGUAUGAUCAAACGUACGUGAAUAACAUUUAAUACUUAAAUAGCAUAAGAGAUAAAGCGAAUCGACGAAAAAUAAGUAAUAGGAGCAAGCAAAUAUUGCUGAAAGAAAAUUUGUAUGCACAUCGUGCAAGAUAUCGAACAUACAGAACGAAUAAUCAUCUCACGCUGUUGAAACUUAUGAACAAAAUCAUUGUAAUUAUUUGCUGUCAACUUGAAAGAUUAUUUUUGAACAAAAAAGAGCCAAGAAAAUGCGAAAUAUUUUCAAAUAUUUAUCGGAAUAUACAAACAAAAGAUAAAAACUUAAAUUAUAUUUGAAGCAUGAAAAAACUCACUGCUGUUCGAUAUUUUCAAUUUGGCUUUAAAAUGACUAAAAAGUAACUAUUCGACGUUUGCGCUUGCCUGAAAACAGAGUGAGGAAAAUACUAAGAUUUAGUUGCUUAAUGUUAGAAAUUCUGCUUAUUUAUUAUUACUUUUUAUAUAAUUGAUAAGCUAAUGAGAAAAUUAAGAUGUCGAAGGUUGUUUUGCUUAAUGAAUAACAAUCGCAUUAAGUGUAAACCAUUCGCAUGGCCUUAGGCGAAUGCACAAAACUCGCAAAAAUUGCUUUCGACUGACAGAAAAUCAUUAAAUUGUGCUCAAUACCAUUUAUUUUCCAUAAUAAUCUUCCUCCUCCUUUGUUUGAAUUUUUGCUUAAAGCGCUUUCGUUUUAGUGAGAUAAGCUGAAACCAACAACCUAGGGUUCAAAUUUAGAUAUCGGAAUAUGAAAAUGAUCGUUGAGAAACGAUAUUGUAUUGUAAUCAAAAUGAGAACGUGUCACAAUCAUAAUCACCUAAGCUUUUAAUUGUACAACAGAAAUGUUACAAACGGAAGGAAAUCUUGUAGGAUAAUCAAUCCUACACAUUAAAAAGCAAUGUAAAUCAUGUAAUACAUAUGGCUGAAGGUAUUUCCGUGUAUAUAUUCAUGCAAACAGAGUUUGUCCCGCGGGCGGUUGCACAUAAAUACGCCCAUCAGAUGGACUCAACAACACAGAAGCUAAACUUGUAACUCGUUUUCUAUAUUUUUGUAAAUUUAAAAACUCUUAUGCCAUUUUGUGAGUUAUAUAUCGAUAGAUUCUGCACAUUUGUAAUUAAUGAAGCAAUAAACAAUUAUUUGCAAGCGUAGAAAAAAGCAUGGAUGCACCAUAUUCAGCUACUUAAAGUAGUGUCAUUUUAUUUGUUUACAUAUAUAGUUUUUUAUACACAUGUAUUACUUUUAUUACGAACUUUACAACCCCAUAGGCAUUGAUGUCUGUAUGUAGCUAGACGUAUUAUAUGUAUAUUGUUUCAAUUUCCAUUCAUUUACUCAAAACACACUUGAAAAUAUAUUUAUUUUAUAGAAUUUGCUGUCACAAGUGUUACUUUGUUCUUUUAGAAGACAUACACAUUUUUCGCAUAUCUAAUUGAAUAUUUGUACAAACUCCAUGAAAUUUGAAUAAUGUACUGCCCAAAUGAUUUAUACACACAACCUAAGUUCGUAGUCUGCUGUUAAAAUUUGAAAUUUAAUUAUUAUGUACGCAAUUAUUUUAUUUAUAUUAUCACAUAAUAAUAAUUUUUACAUUUGUACACAUAAAUUAUUAGUAAUCAAAAUGUCUAUAACUUUAAGUUGAACACGAAACGAUUGAUUUUUGGUGUUUAUGCCUAGUUUUAAAAUAACAUCUCGAAAAUAGUCCGUCAAAGGGUCGCAUGAAGUAAAAGUAUAAAUAAUAAAUACCAAAGAUGACAGAAGUUGUACUUUUAUUUCGCAAAACUAUUCACAGGACCUCUUAAUGACAAGUUAUGCGGGUGGCCUACUGGUUGCCGCAAUUCAUAGGGUAAGGUGCUGUUUCAAAUAAGAAUGUAAAUAAUAAAAAUUUAAUUAAAACAUUAACUCUGUUCAUUUGAUACUAAAAAAUAUGUUUUAAAUACACACACAAAAAUCUCUUUCAACCAAAUCGGUAAUUCGGCGAAUUUAUAUCUAACUUUCUUAUCUAAAUAAUUUAUGCUUACAUAUGUCAGUUAUGUCUCUACGCGGCCUUUAGCUUUUGCUGUAAUGCCAUCACUCGCUUGAAAAUUUCUUUAAAUAGCACAAAUACUGUUGCUCCUUUGUUUAGUGAAAGGGGAAGUAGAAACGGCCGCCGUGGUUGUUGUUGUUGUGGCAGCAUAAACAUUCCCCAUACUUACAUACGGUGAAUGCUGCUGGAGUGACAGUCCUUGGCCGGAUAUAAAUCCGGGUCGUUUCGGUAACGUAGAACCGACUGUCGUGGAAACGUGGUCGAAUGGGUUGGUGCGUGACUACCAUUCGGGAGUGUGUGCAUGAACAUCAAAUAAUAGAAAUCGAUUUUUCGGUUACCCCUCGGCAGGCAAGGGCAAAUCUCCGAUUGCAUUUCUGCCAUGAAAAAGCUCCUCAUAAAAACCAUUCUUCGGUCGGAGUCGGCUUAAAACUGUAGUUCCCUCUAUUUUUGGAACAACAUCAAGAUUACAUCCCAAUAGAAAGAGAGGCUCGGCCAAACACCUAACAUAAGUGUACUCGGCAACUAUUUAUUUGUUUAUUUUGAAACGGUUCUCAUAGAUAAAUUUUUCGUUCGGGUUCUUAUUCAACUUUAUCACGAACUGCGCAUGAAUGCUAAUCUCAUGAAAAAAUCUUGAAUUUCGUAGUUUUAACACAAAUUUCACUUGGGAGAAAAAAUAUAUAUACUCAAAAAGCGAAAGAUUUCGCGGUUAGCUUAGAACCCACCCACAUUCCUAAGCGUUAGCGGAUUGGACAUUCUUCGUAUUCACGGAAAAGGAGCUGUAUUAUUUCAAGUGUAAGAAGAACUUUUAUAACAGCACUGAACUCACAUUUUGUUGAACGAGUAUAUUUUUACAAGUAUUUUUACUAUGUAUCGGGAGGAAAGAGAGGUUUAUGUGUGUGGAAGUAUGCGUUAUAAUGCUUGUGACUACUUUAACAUUUUUUUUUGCUUACGCCUUUUAAAUUCCGGAGGAAUUAGUACCAUAAUACCGAAAUGUAUUUUUGGUAAAGAUUAAAAAAAUUCUUAUAAUUUCUAUGCGUAUUUAAUAUUUUACAGUAUUGCGAAAAUUUGUAGACACCACAAAAGCUUCCAUCCAAUCAGUUAAAAUUAAUCUAGUAGAAAUAUUUAAGAAAAAAAACGAAAUAUAAUAAUAAAUUUACAAUUUUGUGAAAAAAAUGAUGUGAAUUGAAAACAUAAAGUAAGAGAAAAAGCUAUGACAUAAUUUGAACUUAAAAAUAUUUCCACUCAUGCAUCUAUUGACAUCUACUCCUAUACAUAGAAAACCGUAUGCACAUCAAUGGAAUAUCAUUACUCUUUCACAAAUGAUGAAAAAACAUGACCUUUGAUUUUGUAGAAUAAUUUACAAGUAAAAUAAAAAAAUAGAAAAUUGGAUCAGCCUCCACCCACCUCCCCAAUUAAAGUAUGUGGUAAAAGACAAAGAAAUUAUAAGCAACAGCCAACACCUAAAACUAGAACUAACUAACUUUACUUAACCUUUUCGGAAUUUUAAAUAUCUUCUCUACAUUGUCCACCCAUUUUCCACGCUCUUUAUAUGUACCACCGUCGGAGUUAUCAACCCAGCCAACUCAUCCGAAUUCAUCGCGAAUACUUGAACAAACAAAAGUAAAGUAAACAAAUACAAUAAUUAUAUGUAAGUACGUAAGUAGACGAACAAAUUGAAACACCUCAGCAUGCAGCCCGAAUGAAAAUGUAAAUUGAAUAUUGCAUAAAGGGACGUGUAUAGGUGCACACAUACAUGUUGGAUAAUAAUAAUCAGUAAGCCAAUAAUAACUAACAUAACUUUGAAGGAAUCGUUGACUAGAAAUGUCAAAUUUUUUUAAUUCGAAUACGAAGAUGUGUAUAAUAUGCUGAUUGCAAUAUAAUUACAUACAUACAUACAUACAUGCACACCAUAUGAAUAUUAUUAGAGAAAUACACAACAAAAUGACUAUAAGAAAUAGUGGGAUUGUCCAUAAACAACAGGAAACUUAUGAAAAUAGUAAAGAAGUAAAUGCAAGUAAAAAUGGAAUAUAAUAUCAUAUUGUAUCAUACUAUUGUACUUUAGAGUAUGAAUGUAUUAUGUAAGUUUGUGUAUGUUGUAUACAAGUAAAUUUUUUAUGAAUAAAAUUGUACUGAGUGUAAUAAGAGCUAAGGAUUGGUAACUCAAAACUAUAGCAUUACAAAAUUUUCAAAAGUGAGGAAAGUAAUUGCUUUGAGUUUCGAAUGAAGUCAAUACUAAAUAUUUAUAUUUUGAUAAAUUUAAACAAAUAAAAAAUUGCGUAAAAUAA